AAUUACGAAAUGACUAAGAGAUUGGUGGCUAGAGCUGAGGUGUCUGAGUCAGGUUGAGGGUGGGAUUAUUCAGUAACAGGAAGUAUAUCUUUCAUUUCCUCCUUUCUGAGAGAAAGCUGAGACUAGGGCUAAGCAACUGGUUUCAGACCGCCUAGCUGGACUUUGGAUGAGGCAGUUCUACCAUGAAGUUGGCUGUGAUUUUCUCAGGAGCUUUGCUGGGGCUACUAGCAGCCCAGGGGAUGGGGAAUGAUUGUCCUCACAAAAAAUCGGCCACUCUGCUCCCAUCCUUCACGGUGACACCUACAGCUACAGAAAGCACUGCAACAACCAGCCAGAGGACUACCAAAAGUCACAGAACUACUACUCAUAGAACCACCACCACCAGCCAUGGACCCACAACUGCCACUCAUAAUCCUGCCACCACAACUGGUCAUGGAAAUACCACAGUUCAUCCAACAAGCAUAGGCACGGUUACCAGCCAUGGACCCACUCACCAUCCUGCCACCACGACCACCACCAGUCAUAGAAAUUCCACCGUUCAUCCCACAAGCAACAGCACUGCCACCAGCCCAGGAUUGUCUACCACUUCCCACCACUCAGGACCAUUUCCACCCACUCCAAAUCCUCCUAGCCCAGGCUCCCAAGAGGCUACCGGAGACUACAUGUGGACUAAUAAUUCCCAACCCUGCGUCCACCUUCAUGCCCAGAUUCAGAUCCGAGUCUUGUACUCAACCCAGAAUGGAAAGGCCUGGGGCCUCUCUGAACUGAACCCUAACAAAACCAAGUCCCAAGGGAGCUGUGAAGGUGCCCACCCCCACCUGCUUCUCUCAUUCCCCUAUGGACAGCUCAGCUUUGGAUUCCAACAGGACCUAAAGCAGAGCACUGUCUAUCUGAGCUAUAUGGCUGUGGAGUACCAUGUGUCCUUCCCCCAAGCAAAAGAGUACGAAUUCUCAGCUCAGAAUUCAUCCCUUCAAGAUCUCCAAGCACCCCUGGGCUGGAGCUUCAGCUGCAGAAACUCAAGCAUCAUGAUUUCACCAGCUAUCUAUGUAGACCUGCUUUCCCUGAGGCUACAGGCUGCUCAGCUGCCCCACACAGGGGUCUUUGGACCAAGUUUCUCUUGUCCCAGUGACCGAUCCAUCCUGCUGCCUGUCAUCAUUGGCCUGAUCCUCCUCGGCCUCCUCAUCCUGGUGCUUGUUGCCUUCUGCAUCGUCCGGAGACGUCCAUCCACUUACCAACCUCUCUGAGCAUCUGCCCCAACUUCAGGGCACUAAGGAACAUCAUUUCCUCACUAUGCAACUGACUCAAAAACAAAGUUAUCUUUCUUCCCUGUCUUCUUGAAGAACAAAAAAUAGAGAUAAUAUAAUUAGGAGGGAGGUAGGGAGAUUUUUAUUAAAUAUCUGAGAUCUCCCCUCCCUCUCCUCAGUAGGAGAGUAGUGAAACCUACUCAAAUCUUUGUCCUUGCUCCCUUGUCCUACCAGGAUUAAAAGCUAUGGGUUUCUUGUUAAA
Messenger RNA from Otolemur garnettii (small-eared galago), 1506 nucleotides. It is a transcript of the gene CD68, whose product is annotated as CD68 molecule. Bases 183 to 1244 code for a protein of 353 amino acids. NCBI's taxonomy places the organism in Eukaryota, Metazoa, Chordata, Mammalia, Primates, Galagidae. Gene Ontology annotation, cellular component: membrane. The record is from RefSeq and is a predicted model, not a curated record. The transcript is spliced from 6 exons.